Molecule: messenger RNA, 1241 nt
Organism: Alosa alosa (allis shad)
Lineage: Eukaryota; Metazoa; Chordata; Actinopteri; Clupeiformes; Clupeidae
Gene: tmem86b
Product: transmembrane protein 86B
Exons: 3
Coding region: 142-894 (250 amino acids)
Cellular component (GO): membrane
Source: RefSeq, a predicted model, not a curated record
UGGACGGCACUCACCGGCAUUGCUGCUGCUUUUUUACGAGGAGAACACAGCGACACUCCAAGCUCAUAUUCUAACAUUGCGCACGAGUGUGUAUGUGUCUGUCUGCCUGUGUGUGUGUGUGUGCUUGAACCAGAAGUAAAGAUGGAUAUUUUGGAAACACAUGCCUACGAUAGCAGAAAGCGCAGAAACGCGUCUUGCGUUCUGUUUCUUUCUCUCUUCCCCUUCUUCCUCUCCGCUGCCACAUACUUCUACCUGUGGCUGCCCGACCCCUCGCCAUCGGUGGUGUCAGCCGCGGCGAAGUCAGCGCCGGUGAUAUGUCUGGCCCUGGUGGUGCUGACCAAUAACGGCAUGGGGAGCCUGCUGGGCGUGGCAGGAGGGCUGCUCUUCUCAGCGGGUGGAGACAUCUGCCUUAUCUGGCCUGAGCUCUUUCUCCACGGUAUGGGCUCUUUUGCGGCAGCCCACCUGCUGUACUCCCUCUGCUUCCUCACGGAGCGUUACACCUACUUCUCCUCCUCCUCCACUUUCUUCUACGUCCUCUACCUUCUGCUGUGGCUGUUGGGGGGAGGUGUGUACAUCCACCUGCUGCCAUACCUGCAGAAGGUGCCGGACGCUGCCGUCCUCACCCCGGGUGUGGGGGUGUACGUGUUACUGAUUGUCAUCAUGGCGACGCUCGCCCUUCGGACGCGCCGACCCUUGACUCUGCUGGGCAGCCUGGUCUUCAUGGUGUCAGACAUGUGCCUGGCAUUGCAGCACUUCGGGGUCAUACCGCCUCACGAGUACGGUCAACACGUUGUGAUGGCGACCUACUACUUGGCACAGCUGCUGAUUGCCGUGAGUGACGUGAGGGCAAAGGCGGACGAGAACGAUGAAUUCAAGAAAUGGAAGAGGUCUUGAGUGCUGACCCUGCCAUGUGUAUACUGAGAAUGUGUUUGUGUGUGUGUGUGUCUGUCCAAGUGCUUGAAAAGAAAAAAGUCAUGGUGACAAAAUGAAUGUUUUAUCUGAAUGGGCUUACAUAUUCAUGUUGUAAUGUACUGUAGUAAAUGUUGACAAGUAUCAGGGCCUAGCCUAAAUCAGAUGGCUAAGAAGCAAACUCCAACAAUCAAUUCAGUUCUUUCAUUUUAAUUGUAUAACGAAAAAAAGGAUCUGAAAACGACAUUUAAAGCUGUGAAAUGACACGUGGACAACUGUUUAUGCCUUUUCAAAAAUAAAACUGUACAUCUUUUCAUACAGGUACAAAUCCA